Messenger RNA from Salvia miltiorrhiza (redroot sage), 953 nucleotides. RefSeq names its product peptidyl-prolyl cis-trans isomerase FKBP16-3, chloroplastic-like. Lineage: Eukaryota; Viridiplantae; Streptophyta; Magnoliopsida; Lamiales; Lamiaceae. Gene Ontology annotation, molecular function: peptidyl-prolyl cis-trans isomerase activity. The record is from RefSeq and is a predicted model, not a curated record. The coding region runs from base 102 to 779 and encodes 225 amino acids. The transcript is spliced from 7 exons.
ACCAUCUCUGAGAAAUCCAAAUGUUCGUUAUACGUCAUCCACAUAAAGAUGCAAACAACUGAUAACAGACUAUUCACCACCAUUUGCACAAGGAAAACCAAAUGGCAUCACCAUCUUUGUUACUUCCACUCGGUUGUAUAUUUGGAAAGAGUAAUGCCUCCAAUCAUCAAAGAGCACACAAAAUCAGUGCUGGUGCCUUAGCAUCAGAACCUAGUUUACAAGUGUCAAACAUCAGUGACAGUCGAGAUGAGUGUGCUGUCAUGAACCGCAGAAACAUGAUCAAUGUCGGAGUCGGGCUUCUAGGACUCCUGAGCGGCACUACUUUGGCUGAAGCAGCUGGAUUGCCUCCGGAGGACAAACCAAAGCUAUGUGAUGGUGCCUGUGAGAAAGAGCUUGAAAAUGUCCCUAUGGUAACUACUGAGUCGGGCUUGCAAUACAAGGAUAUAAAAGUUGGUGGAGGACCUAGUCCUCCUAUUGGAUUCCAGGUAGCUGCAAAUUAUGUUGCCAUGGUUCCUUCUGGCCAAAUAUUUGACAGUUCUCUGGAGAAAGGUCAGGUUUACAUUUUCCGGGUCGGCUCUGGUCAGGUGAUCAAGGGGUUAGAUGAGGGGAUCCUCAGCAUGAAAGUUGGAGGCAAACGGCGACUCUACAUCCCUGGACCACUAGCAUUCCCCAAAGGACUGGCUUCAGCUCCGGGGAGGCCACGUGUCGCUGCCAACAGCCCGGUGAUUUUCGAUGUUAGUCUGCUGUUCAUUCCAGGGCUGGAUGAUGAGGAGGAGUAAAUCCCAAUCAACAUUCUCUACUUCCAUUGAUUUAUUCUUUUGGAUUCUCAUUCUGUUGCCAUGUUAAACUGGAUACCUCUUCUGUAAAAUCAUUGAUUGAUUGCUACUACCUUGUAAAGAUGUCACUACACACGUGCAACUUUAAAUCUAUUAGUACUUGUAGAAAUUCAAACA